AUGGAUCACAGCCACAAGCGAGGGGCGGUCUUGGUUUCACGUCAUAUGGAGUCGGGAGUUCCUCGUCAUCCUGCAAAAGUGCGAGCUCAGGGUGAGCACUCGAGGCACUUGCCGCCUUCUGCGCCUCAUAAGGAAGCCAAGAGAGCAAGCCCAAGCUUCUCUGCCAAGAAGCAGGAGCGACAACCAGACUUGCACAUGCACUUGCACUUGCGCUGUCAGAUUCACCGGUAUGGGUAUGGGUAGAGGUAGGUAUGCUCGGUAUGGAGUAGGUCAUGGAUAGUUUCCACUUCCCACCUCAGACCACCGUUGGCUUCCAUGGAGGACCUUGUGGGCUAUCGUAUCGCUAUCGCUACCGCUACCUCAAGAGAAAGACGAUGA
Molecule: messenger RNA, 378 nt
Organism: Hymenoscyphus albidus
Lineage: Eukaryota; Fungi; Ascomycota; Leotiomycetes; Helotiales; Helotiaceae
Source: the annotation of a GenBank genome assembly